This is a messenger RNA of Clonostachys byssicola, 963 nucleotides long. Lineage: Eukaryota; Fungi; Ascomycota; Sordariomycetes; Hypocreales; Bionectriaceae. The record is from the annotation of a GenBank genome assembly.
AUGGCCUCUGUCACAGUCGCAAACAGAUCCGGUAUUGCCCAUGCGAGGGAGGCUUUCAGCAGCCGGAAUGUCGCAGCAGUUCUUCCCUUUGUCAACGGAGGUGCUUCAGGUAUGGUCGCGUUUGCCAUAAUCCAGCCCGUUGAUAUGAUCAAGGUCCGCAUGCAGCUUGUUGCUAAAUGUCCACCAACCAAUAUUAAACCAACAUCGUUUACGUUGGUCAAGGAUCUCGCCUCUCGGAGAGAACUGCUUGAAUUAUACUCUGGUCUCUCUGCUGGGCUCCUCCGGCAAGCUGUAUAUGCCACGGCACGCCUCGGGAUAUUCGACACUUUUAUGAAAGUCUUGCAGGAACGAGCAGAUGAACGCCACACUACUGUUACAUUCUUCCAAAGGGCCGGUGCAGGACUAGCCUCUGGGGCUAUUGCUGCCUUUUUGGCCAAUCCCGCGGACCUGGCGCUGGUAACGAUGCAGUCGGAUGGUAUGAGACCUAUGGCUCAGCGACAAAAUUACAAGUCGGUCUUUGAUGCAUUAGGCUCGAUAGUACGCUCGGAUGGCAUUACCUCGCUGUGGGCAGGGUGCACGCCUACCAUUGCACGAGCCAUGGCGCUGAAUCUCGGGCAACUGGCUUUAUUCUCAGAUACCAAAGCCCGGUUGAAAGAGCACACAUCGUGGUCCAUUCAAACACAGACAGUGACAGCUAGCGCUCUGGCCUGCCUCUUUGCUUCGACCAUUGCCCUCCCGUUCGACCUCGUCAAAACGAGACUACAGAGACGUGCAAGAACGGCGAAAGGAGCUCUUGUGUACCGAUCAAUGACAGAUUGCUUUGGAAAGAUAGCAAAGGAGGAGGGGCUUACACGCUUCUACCGUGGAUUCGGAAUAUUUUAUCUUCGCACCGGUCCACAUGCGAUGUUGACGCUAAUAUUGGCUGAUUACUUCGGGUGGCUCACUGGAGCCAAACAAACAUAA